This is a messenger RNA of Exophiala oligosperma, 1160 nucleotides long. RefSeq lists its product as uncharacterized. Lineage: Eukaryota; Fungi; Ascomycota; Eurotiomycetes; Chaetothyriales; Herpotrichiellaceae. The coding region runs from base 111 to 899 and encodes 262 amino acids. The transcript is spliced from 3 exons. Gene Ontology annotation, cellular component: proteasome core complex. The record is from RefSeq and is a predicted model, not a curated record.
CAUCCUUCACCUUUUCGACGAUUGCCAACCUCAAACACCUUUUCCUCUUACAGCAUACGGUCACUUAUCACUCUCUGUUCCUUGUGCCCACCUGAUCGUUCGUUCUCAACAUGAACCACUAUCCUCAAGCCUGGGGUCGACCCAGAGACGACGUCUAUGGCCCCUAUGACUCUUCCUACCUCAAAACUUCGAUGCCGACGACUCAUACACAGUCUCCUGCCGUGACAGGAACAUCGGUGUUGGGUGUUAAAUUCAAGGAUGGCGUUGUCAUUGCUGCCGACAAUCUAGCUUCAUAUGGAUCCCUCGCACGGUUCACAGAUGUCAAGCGUCUACGAACAUUCCCCCCAAACACCGUCAUCGGCUUUGGUGGCGAUGUCUCCGACAUGCAAUACCUCGACCGAUUACUACAGUCACUGGACAUUCGCGAGAACUACCUUUCCUCGAGCGAACACACUCUCAACGCCAAGAACCUUCACACAUACCUCUCCAAAGUCAUGUACAAGAGAAGAAGCGACUUCAACCCGCUGUGGAAUAUGAUGUUGGUUGCUGGUUUGGACGACGAUGAGAAGCCGUUCCUCGCAAGCGUCGAUCUACUCGGCACCACAUUUUCAAGUCCGACGUUGGCGACUGGAUUUGGCGCACAUUUAGCUCAGCCUCUUCUCCGGAAGCUUAUGCCCAAUGACGAGGAAAGCGUCAAGGACGUCACGAAAGAGAUGGCCAUUGAAGCGGUCAAGGCAAGUUUGAAAGUACUGUUCUACAGGGACGCCAGAAGUAUGGACAAAUACAGUAUUGCAGUGGUGACCAAGGAUGGCGUGGAGCUCAAGGAAGAUGAAAAGCUAGAGAACCAGAGCUGGGCCUUUGCUGAUCAGAUUCGCGGGUAUGGUACGCAGACCGCAUAGAGGGCGCCCUAGUUAGAGAUACGGACCCAAAGCCAUACACAUUACUCCGUAUAUGCACGGCGUUUGGCGAAUUCUGGUAUGUGGCCGGUGGGUUUCUGUAGGCAAAGCUAUGUUUAAUGAGAUGCAACCCAAGUUGCACUGGACUCUACGAGUGCAUCUCUCUGACUGUACUGAAAAGGCCUGGGCCCCGGGCGAGGCUGACCUGCGCAAUACCACAGUAGGCUAUGAUUGGUGAAGCCCUGGGCGUGAGUCAGUCGGCGG